Messenger RNA from Botrytis porri, 390 nucleotides. RefSeq lists its product as uncharacterized. Lineage: Eukaryota; Fungi; Ascomycota; Leotiomycetes; Helotiales; Sclerotiniaceae. The record is from RefSeq and is a predicted model, not a curated record. The transcript has a single exon. The coding region runs from base 1 to 390 and encodes 129 amino acids.
AUGAAACAGGAAGAGUGGAGCACCCCUCACCAGAUAUCAUCAUCAACGAUAACCCUCGACCUGGGAAUAGAUCAUCGUGGGAUACUCGAGAGCUCGCCGCGAGCCGUCUAUCUACCCUUUGGAACAGAAGAUCCUCGUGCGAUCAGCAGCAGCUUUGAGAAAGAGGUGAUCUGUGCGGUGAACGAUGAUGUCGUGUGCGCAAACUUGGAAUUUCGAGUUUGCGGCUUUGCUUUACUUGCUUUGCUUUACUUGCUGUGCUUCGCGGCUAUGUGUGUACGACCUAGUAGUAGGUAUCGUAUUGACAGACGCCGGGAUCGUCAAUGGUUGUUAUUGUCACGCUGUAAGCAUCUUACUUGGUAUUUCUUGGGAAUGAAAUGGUUGGUGCCGUGA